AGGAGCUCUCCCCCUCUCUCUCCCUCCAAUUCCAUCUAUGUUCCAAUCUUUCAUCGUUCUCCCAACUCUUUAAUGGCUUCUCUCUUCGAUUCCUCUUUUCGAUAUUGCUUUCCCGUUCUCUUCGAUCGAUAGGAGAACUCUUGAUCUUUUUUCUCUUUCUCUCUCUCUUUUUCUCUCGUCUCAUGGCUUCUAUGCUCUGUUUCGCGAUUUUUCUUCAUUUUUCUUCAAAUAUCCCGUAAAAUCAUGAAUCAAAGCCGAAUCUGGAAUCACGAAUUCUUAUAUUUCGGUGAAAUGGUUAAACCUGUGGGAAAAAGGCAAUAUUUUUGGGUAGAAAUCGUGUAGUUUCUUCUGUGGUUGAAGAAAUCGUGCAGGUUUUUCGCUUUUUUUCCUUGUUUUUUAUUUGUUAGUUCUUUAGUUCCUUGUGUUGUUGUUCUGGUUCAAUGAAGGAAGAGACGACAGAGGGGGAAAUACAGCGGAUUUGUUCGCGGAAUGAGAGCUAUUCGAGAGAUUUCUUGAAACGAUUCUCCGGGAAUAUAUUAGCCGAAGAGCAGCCGGAGGCCACCGGCGGGGACUCCGACGAGAUCGAGCUCAGCCUCGGGCUCUCCCUCGGCGGGUGCUUCGGUGCCGACCACAAAGGGAAGAAGCUGGUCCGCUCCUCCUCGAUCGCCUCCUUCUCGUCGUCACCGAGAGAGCCCGAGUUCCCGGUGAUCACCGCCCUCUCCAGGACGAGCUCUCUUCCAACUGAGACGGAGGAGGAGAGGAGAAAGAGAAAGGAACUCCAGAGCUUAAAGAGGAUGGAGGCGAAGAGGAAAAGGUUGGAGAAGAGGAAUUCUUUGAAACAGGGGAGGAGAGUGGAUGAAGAAGGGGAGAAAAGGCGGAGCUUGGCAGCGCCGGUGGUGAUGAAGGUGGGGAAGUUUGAGGGUGCACUCAAUGGGUGCCAUGGAUUUUCCGGUGGCGGUCACUUUGGAGGGUUGAUGAAUGGGGCCGCUCCUCCGGGGACGCCUGGGUGGGCGCCGGGCUCCGGCAGGGUGGUUUCUCGGCAGAUGUCGCAGGGAUCGAUUGGUUCGCAGGGGAGCAGCUCUUCCGGCAUGUCCGAGUACGAUAGCCGGCCGAUGCAAGGGUUCGACAUCUCUGGGUUCAGCAGUUGCACUGAAGCCAGGAGUUCCUUAACAAUCCGGUCAUUGCCAGAAAAUUCCAAUCAUAAAAUGGCAGCCACCCCUCCAACAGCAAUUGUUGGAAAAGCUGUCGGCUCUGUCGGAGGAGGGGAGGAGGAUCCUCCAAAGAAGAUCGCAAGGAGGGCCAGCGGGAUGAAAGAGGUGGAGAGAAACAUGAUGGAAGAGAUGCCUUGUGUGUCUACCAGGGGAGAGGGUCCUAAUGGGAGAAGAAUUGAAGGCUUCCUCUACAAAUACAAGAAGGGAGAAGAGGUGCGAAUAGUUUGUGUGUGCCAUGGCAGCUUCCUCACCCCUGCCGAGUUUGUCAGACAUGCCGGAGGCGGCGACGUCGCCCACCCUCUCAGGCAUAUUGUUGUGAACCCCUCACCACCUGCCUUCUUGUGAUAAUGUUUCCCUAAUAUGUCGACCCAAAAAGAAGUUUUAUUUUUUCUCCUUUGUUUUUUGUUUGGUUCUUUUUCCUUCUUUGGCAUGGAAGAGUGGAGGUUUCUCCUUGUGGAUGAAGGGUGCUUUUAUUCAAGGGGAAAGAAAAAAAAGGUAAAUGAAGAGAUUCUCGCAUCCAUCUUGACUCA
Molecule: messenger RNA, 1741 nt
Organism: Elaeis guineensis (African oil palm)
Lineage: Eukaryota; Viridiplantae; Streptophyta; Magnoliopsida; Arecales; Arecaceae
Product: ninja-family protein AFP3
Biological process (GO): negative regulation of DNA-templated transcription; signal transduction
Cellular component (GO): nucleus
Source: RefSeq, a predicted model, not a curated record